CGGUCCGUAGCCAAUGAUAGACAGGUGAAGAGAGAGGGAGAGAGAGGGAGAGAGAGAGAGAGAGAGAGGGAGGAAAGGAAGAAAGAAAGAAAAAAAAACCUGCUGCCACCUCGCUCGCCCGCUCGCUCGUGCGCUUUUACAGCGCCGUUUUCACGCGCUCCCCUCCCGGGCACGGCGAGAUGACACCGCCGUCAGAUACGUCACGACGGAUCAAACAGCUACCGUCUGAUGCAGCUCGGCUGCCUUGAGUCCGUGGCCAACUCGUCCGUCGCCUACUCCUCGUCGUCCCCGCUCACCUACCCGGCCACCGGGCCCGAGUUCGCCUCGCCCUACUUCCCCGCCAACCACCAGUACACGCCCCUGCACCACCAGUCCUUCCACUACGACUUCCAGCACGGCCACCCGGCCGUCAACCCGGACGCGUACUCGCUCAACCCGCUGCACCACUCGCAGCAGUACUACCAGCAGCUGCACCACCACGGCGAGCCCGCGGACUUCAUAAACCUGCACCACGGCGCGCGCGCGCUCAAGUCCUCCUGCCUGGACGAGCAGCAGCGGCGCGAGCUCGGCUGCCUCGACGCCUACAGGCGCCACGACCUGUCGCUGGUCAGCCACGGCUCGCAGUACGGCGUCCACCCCGAGCAGAGGCUGCUGCCCGGAGCGGGGCUCGGGCUGCCCCCGCCUGGGGCCGAUGACCUGCAGGGCUCCGUGGACGCGCAGUGCGGGCUCAUGCUGAAUGGGCAGGGCGGAGUGAUCCGGAGAGGUGGUACGUGUGUGGUGAACCCGACAGAUCUGUUCUGCUCUGUGCCGGGCCGGCUCUCUCUCCUCAGCUCUACCUCCAAAUAUAAAGUCACCAUCGCUGAAGUCAAGCGCCGCCUCUCUCCUCCGGAGUGUCUGAACGCCUCGCUGCUCGGGGGCAUCUUAAGGAGGGCAAAGUCUAAGAAUGGCGGCCGGUGCCUUAGAGAGAAGCUGGACAGGUUGGGACUCAAUCUCCCAGCAGGCCGCAGAAAAGCCGCUAACGUCACCCUGCUCACCUCUUUAGUGGAAGGCGAGGCACUGCACCUGGCUCGGGACUUUGGCUACACAUGUGAGACGGAGUUUCCCACUAAAGCGGUGGGAGAACACCUGGCACGGCAGCACACAGAGCCCAAGGAACAGAAUGCCCGCAAGAAAAUGGUGCUGGCCACCAAGCAGAUCUGUAAGGAGUUCCAGGAUUUGUUAAGUCAGGAUCGUUCUCCACUGGGUUCCUCGAGGCCAACGCCAAUACUGGACUUAGACAUUCAGAGACAUCUAACACACUUCAGUCUCAUCACGCAUGGUUUUGGCACGCCAGCGAUCUGUGCAGCUCUAAGCACCUUUCAGACAAUUCUGAGUGAAAUGCUAAACUACCUGGAGAAACAUUCGGCCAACAAAAGCACGGGAACACCCGACGGCAGCCAGAUCAACUCCAACUCUGAAAAAACGCCACUACGCAAAACGGCCGAAACGCCCACAAAAGAUGGCAAAAUGGAGAAAACUGAAUGACUGUGUCCUUCUUAGCCAAGACGGAUCACUGCUGAAUCACUUCCUGAUCUGAGCCCUGAUGGGCGAGCCUUGUUCAGGGCGUGGCUGGUAUGGGGUGGGCUUUGUUCUUUUUCUGUCUUUUUUUUAAUUUAACCUUUACUGUUAAUUUAUUUUCUGACCUCAUGUCAUAUUUCCAGUGUCUGUUUAAACGUAGAAAUGAACAACGCCAUUCUCUUGAUCUUUCCCGUCGACCACACCCGAUGUAUUUCCACCAUUUUGUAAGUUAUCAAAAAGAAAAAAAAAAGUAUUUUGUUUAAAGUUUGUCUUUACUUCUAAUAGUUGAAAUAAUUAUUUGAAAAUGUACUAUCUUUUAUCGAAAGAUACACAUUCCAUUUUCGGCAAGGCCUAAUUUUAAGGUCGCAUUGGAACUGUAAAUGAAUUCUGGUGACUCUCUUUGUUGCCAUUGGUAAACUGUAUAUUGUGCAUGUUAAAGUUUGUACACUGCUCCAACCUGACGUUCCUCACUGAAGCUUCAGAACACGACAUCUCGACCGCAUUUGUAAAGAAGUUAUAUAUAAAUAUAUAAAUGACAACUUUUCUUGUAGGUUUUGAACUACAUAUAUGAAAUAUCCUUACAUGCAAACUACCCGUGUUCAAUAAAGCAUAUUGCUCAAAGUCUUAUAUUAAAUCAGUGUGUUGCUGGAA
Molecule: messenger RNA, 2208 nt
Organism: Pygocentrus nattereri (red-bellied piranha)
Lineage: Eukaryota; Metazoa; Chordata; Actinopteri; Characiformes; Serrasalmidae
Gene: tfap2d
Product: transcription factor AP-2 delta (activating enhancer binding protein 2 delta)
Exons: 8
Coding region: 229-1524 (431 amino acids)
Biological process (GO): regulation of cell population proliferation; regulation of transcription by RNA polymerase II; anatomical structure development
Cellular component (GO): nucleus
Molecular function (GO): RNA polymerase II transcription regulatory region sequence-specific DNA binding; DNA-binding transcription factor activity, RNA polymerase II-specific
Source: RefSeq, a predicted model, not a curated record